Messenger RNA from Cyclospora cayetanensis, 462 nucleotides. RefSeq lists its product as uncharacterized. The record is from RefSeq and is a predicted model, not a curated record. Lineage: Eukaryota; Apicomplexa; Conoidasida; Eucoccidiorida; Eimeriidae. The transcript has a single exon. Bases 1 to 462 code for a protein of 153 amino acids.
AUGGCGGAUGCAAAGCAGACUUUUGCUAGGGUAACGAGCUGGAUGGGCUUUGUCUCUGGCGUUCUUUCUCUGUUAGUUUUUUUCUUUAUGUUGCCUGCGGUCUCGCCGCGGGUGCUGGUGUAUGAGAACAACUUCACCAAGGACUACAACCGGGGCACUUGGCGCCUCGCCAUGUUCUCCUUCGCGCCGGAUGUUUUUGUAGACAUAUGGACGCCCUUUGUGAUGGGCAUUAUUUCCAUUUUGUGCCACUUUGGCGAAUUCGGCCUCGAAUGGAUGUGCAAGACCUACGCCCACUUCUUCGUCUGGAACUUUGUCCACGCGCUCUUUGGGCAAAUCGGGUACUCUGGCGUUGUUGGUAUCAUUGCCAGUUCCUUGACGCUUCUCUGCACACUAUUCAGCCUUAUUUGCGCCGUCCUCGUUAGGGAACAAAGCGCCAAACUGAUGCUUACCCAGAGGAAAUGA